This is a messenger RNA of Miscanthus lutarioriparius, 594 nucleotides long. The record is from the annotation of a GenBank genome assembly. Lineage: Eukaryota; Viridiplantae; Streptophyta; Magnoliopsida; Poales; Poaceae.
AUGGCGGCUGAGGGGAAGAAGGCGAGGCCGAGGGAGGAAGAGCUCGUGGAGGCCGCGCUGGCCGCGGCGGCCGCAGCGCUGCUCGUGUCGGUCGUUAAGAGGCUGGUGGCGCCGGCCGUGCCCGUAGUAGCGCCGUGGUGGUGGCCCGCGUCGCUCUCGGUGCCGUCGCCCGCGCUGUUCCUGCUCCUCAACGUCAUCAUCGCGUCCAUCGUCGUGGCGUCCGUGCAGCCGCGGCGGAGAGCGGCAGCGUCUGCGGGCGCCAUCGACGAACGGGAGGCGCCGGCGGCGCGGGGAGACGCUGCGAAGAGGGCCAAGAGGAGGAGGAGCAAGAAGCGAACGGCGGCCGAGCCCGCCGUUGCGGAUGGCUGCUGCAUGGCGCUGGUCGUCACGGACGAGCCGAUAGAGGAGUUGCCGGCGGCGGCGGCGGCGGUGAUGGACGAGGAGGUGGCGGCAGAUGAGGAAGCGGCCGGCAACGCGGAGGAGGUGAACAAGCGGGCUGAGGAGUUCAUCUCGGCCUUCCGGCACCACCUCAGGGUCGACUCCUUCUCGUCCGGAACCCGGCGAAGCAACGCUAGAAUGGCACCAUGCUCUUGA